Molecule: messenger RNA, 2192 nt
Organism: Nematostella vectensis (starlet sea anemone)
Lineage: Eukaryota; Metazoa; Cnidaria; Anthozoa; Actiniaria; Edwardsiidae
Product: ankyrin repeat and SOCS box protein 13
Exons: 3
Coding region: 338-1252 (304 amino acids)
Biological process (GO): protein ubiquitination; positive regulation of protein catabolic process
Molecular function (GO): protein binding
Source: RefSeq, a predicted model, not a curated record
GGUAAGUAACAGUAGGUCAAAUCUAUUAUCCGUCCAUGUUUGUUUUGAUAAAAUCGGCUGCUACAAUCAUAUCCAAGAAGAGGAUGUACGCCGGAUAUUAAACUUGAAAAGUCGCAAGCGGGAGCAUACAAUGUAAACGGCUUCGUCCAAAUAACGACACAGAGCUUUGUUAUACAGAACAAUCCAUUAUUCGCUGCUGACCUAAUCACGAACUACACGUGAAUCUGGAAGAAGCGAACAUCGCGAUAGAUCAAGUAACUCGGAAGCACUUUCACUAGUUUCUUUAUCUGCUUGGAUCGUCCCCAAAUGCCUCUAAUUGAUAGUCUAUUAUUAUACAAUGGAUCCAAACGAGGCCCUUCUUCAAAUGAUAAGAGAGGGCAAUGGGUGCCCAGAAUCAUUUCAUAAGCUUUUAAACCAGGAAGGAAUUUCCGUUAAUUACAGUAAUCCAGGAAAUUUUGAGACGCCACUGCACUUAGCUGCAAUCCGUGGUAAUGACACUGCCAUCAAGGUGUUGCUUAUGCAUGGUGCAUGCAUCAACGCUAGAUCUGCAGAUAUGAUGACACCCUUGCAUGAAGCAAGUCUUGCAGGGCAUGUUAGAUGUGUGGAGAUACUUAUUGGUGCUGGAGCUGAUGUUAACAUUUGCAACAUUGAUGGAAGUACGCCACUUUGCUUUGCAAGUUGUAGGGGUUGUCUCAAAACAGUGCAAUUGCUUCUUAACAUGGGAGCUGAUGUGAAUUCAGAGUUGUCUACGGCUUUUCCACCACUGCAUGAGGCAGUGCUACAAGGUCAUGCGCACUGUGUAGACCUCUUAGUGAGGUAUGGGGCCGGAGUAGAUAAAUGUGAGAAUCAGUAUGGAACUGUUUUACAUAUUGCAUGUUUGAAGAAUUAUUGCAGAUGCACAAGGAUCUUGUUACUAGCCGGGGCAAACCCAAAUACCAUCCGCCAUCAUCUGUCGCCAUUGCAUCUUGCUGCCAAGCAUGGUUGCAAAAUGUGUAUCACUUUGCUGGUGAAAUUUGGGGCUGAUCUACACAAAAGAGAUGUUGAGGGGAGAAGAGCUGUGGAUAUCACUACUGAUGAAACUUGCAAAGCAUUUCUUCUAAAUGCAAUGGAAAUUCCAUGGACAUUGCUUCACUGUAGCAGGAUUGCAGCAUGGAGAGCUAUGAUUCCUCAGUACCACAGAAAAAUCAAUGAACUUCCCAUCCCAAGAAUAUUGAAAAACUACCUAAACUUCAGUGAAUUUGAUUCAUUAUAAGAAACCAAGUAAUUAUCCCAAGUCAAUUAUAAAAUAAUAAAUAAUUAUAAAAUAAUUGAUAGUUAAAAAAUUAUCUAAACUUCAGUGAAUUUGAUUCACUGACUCACUUUGAUCCCAAGUCAAUGAUAAAUAAUAAUAAUUAUAAAUUAUUAUUUAUUAUUAUUUUUUAGGCCUUAACACAUCACUAUUCUGGUCUUUACAGCCUCGCAUCCCUCAGGUUUUUUCAAGCCACUAAGUGCUGUGUCACUGCCAUUGGACCCACUCAAGCUCAUAGCUUUCAACCCAACUUGAAAUGAAAUCUCUUCUUGUACAACAAACAUAUUUUCUCUUUUUUAUUGCCAUCAUCACAUCAUUUGUACAUAUAACUAUAUAAUUAGACUAUUUACAGUAUAAAUUUAACUAACAGUAGAUUUAGCCAGAUAAUCAUCACACCCAAGUAGUUGAGAACUGAGAAUGAACACCUGAGAAGAAUCGAACAGUGGUAUUUGACUUAGAGACAAAAAAUGUCAAAUACUAGUGUUUUGUUAAUUAAGGCCAAGACAGCCUUUUUUUUAGUAGUGCCAGCUGUUACAAAGUAUUUUGCUGUAACAUUUACUCAAUGUGGGCUAAGAAUUUGGUAUCUCUAGCCUUUAACAAGAUAUGCAGCCAAUCUGACUCGGGGAAUAACUGUCUUACAAUGUUCCAUGUUGUACAUAAAUUAUAUGGACAUUAACUAUCUUGUAAUUAAAAACAGACACUGUUUUAUCACAGUUGCCUGCAUUUAACAGAUCCUACUUAUUUGAAUAUUUUCACAAACUAAGCUAGUAGUCCAUAUUCCUAUUCAUGUAUCAUAACAGUCUAUAUGGUUUGCUGUUAUGGAGGGAAUUGAAGAAAGGGUAGCAUUACGUCAUGUGCUUCAAUGACCCCUCCUUCCCUAAUAAAUUGCCACUUAUUCUCAAAA